GCUGAAAUCUCUGUAGGACGGACUAGAAGUGGAAUACUGUUAAAGUCACGAUAAACUACGUAUAGCGUGCUGAGAGCUCAUAUGUAAUUAAAUGAAUACACAUGAGCUGAAAAACUGCGUAGAUCUGCUUUAACUGCCGAGAACAUUACCUAGCCGGCUAUUACUGCUAACUAGCUAUUCGCGCAUGUGCUGUUGGGCUUCAGUGACUUAUCUUGACUGUAGAAGCUGAAAUGUGAAUCUUUGUAAAAAGUUACAGUUGCAUAAAAAGCAGGCAUAUGGCCGGGGUAACAGUGUAGCUAGUUAAAGUGGGGCAGGUGGCGCAGUAAAACAGACAGGGUCAAACUUUUCUGUUUUUCUCAGAAGACGCAGAUCUGGCUGCGUAUUAAGGUGUGUUUGUCAGUGUGCGUGUGUGCGUGUGUGUAAGAAGGUAAACUAACUGUGUCUGCUCUGAAGAUGAGGCUGAGCGGUGUGCUCGUGUGUCUGUUGCUACUUUGGGUUGACGGGUCCUGGGGUGACACACCGGCCAACUGCACCUAUGAGGAGCUACUGGGGACAUGGGUGUUUCAGGUGUCCAAAGGAGGACACGACAAUACCAUUAACUGCUCCGCUGAAGCUACAGGCCAGAGCACAGUGACGGUGACCCUGGAGAAACUGUCUGUAGCCACAGAUGAGCUGGGGCACAUCGGCUUCUUUACCCUCAUCUACAACCAGGGCUUUGAAGUGGUCAUUAAUGGGUACAAAUGGUUUGCCUUCUUCAAGUACACUGAAGAUGGCCCUAAGGUGACCAGCUACUGUGACCAGACCCUGCCAGGGUGGGUCCAUGAUGUUCUGGGAAACAACUGGGCCUGUUUUGUGGGGAAGAGAGUGAACUCAGUACCACUCAAAAUAGAUUACAAACCAGUUUUCAGCAGCAGUAGGCUGCACCAGAAGCCCUACAAACACAACCUGGACUUCAUUGAUUCCAUUAACUCUGUUCAGAAAUCGUGGAAGGCUGCGCCCUACCCAGAGCAUGAGAUGUACACUCUGAAGGAGCUGCACUACCGAGCAGGGGGGCCCGCCUCCCGUAUCCCUGUGCGUGUUCGUUCUAUGCCUGUGAAAGCUGAUUUAGCCAAGAUGGCGGCAGCUCUACCUGAGCACUGGGACUGGAGGAACGUUGACGGCGUUAACUUUGUCACCCCUGUGCGAAACCAAGCAUCAUGCGGAAGCUGCUACUCUUUUGCCUCCAUGGGAAUGCUGGAAGCUCGUGUUCGAAUCCUCACCAACAACACUGAGACUCCCAUCCUCAGCCCGCAACAAGUGGUCUCCUGUUCUGAAUAUUCUCAAGGUUGCGAUGGUGGGUUCCCAUACCUGAUUGGGAAGUAUGUGCAGGAUUUCGGCGUUGUGGAUGAGUCAUGCUUUCCAUAUGUUGCAAAGGACACUCCGUGUGGCGUUCCUCAAAACUGUGGCCGCAUUUACACCGCAGAAUACAACUACGUCGGUGGAUUUUAUGGGGGCUGCAGUGAGAUGGCAAUGAUGUUGGAACUGGUCAAGAAUGGACCCAUGGGGGUCGCCUUUGAGGUCUAUCCUGACUUCAUGCACUAUAAGGAGGGCAUCUACCACCACACAGGCCUUGCAGACCCCUUCAAUCCCUUUGAGCUGACCAACCAUGCCGUGCUUUUGGUGGGGUAUGGCCGCUGCCACAUGACCGGACAGAAGUACUGGAUUGUCAAGAACAGCUGGAGCACCGGCUGGGGCGAGGACGGCUACUUCCGAAUUCGCCGGGGCAGUGACGAGUGUGCCAUUGAGAGCAUUGCAGUUGCAGCGAACCCCAUUCCCAAACUGUAGAAGCUGUAAACUCAGGAUGAAAGGAAUGAGUGGUUUUAACAGCUGGGCACUGUUGAUGUAGUAAAUGUAGGCAACUAUAAUCUUACAUUAGUGAAAAGCAUAAAUACUUUUGUUUUAUGGUUUGUUUCUAAAAGUAUUGACACUUACCACUUACAGCAGAUUUUUAAUUUGAGGGAAACAGUUACCCUGCUCUUAUGAUGCCAUGAAUUUAGCAUGUCAGCCUACCACAUUGUUUUAAAAAAAUGUUUCCUGAUUAAAACAAUCACUGAUUAGCUGCAUAUAAACUAUUUUAAUUAAAGCUGUAACUGCCGACAUAAACUUGGAAUCAAAAUGCAUCAGUACACACAUGAGAGGAGUCAGUGUUUGUUUGAUUCUUUGUCUCAGGGAAGCAACAGUGGAUAAUUGUAAUAUCUUCUGUCCUUGCAUCAAAUUGACACCAUGACUGCCAUGUUUCUCUGUGGGGCAAUUUGUCUGUGUUCCCUGUGGGCCAUUUUAAAGGGAAUUCUUAAUCAAUCGAUAAAGGGAUGUUACUGAUUGUAGUGCCUUUUAUUCUGAUUUGCACUGUUUUUCUUAAAUUGGACAGAUUAAAAGCAUUUUUAAAUGUC
This is a messenger RNA of Sander lucioperca (pikeperch), 2429 nucleotides long. It is a transcript of the gene ctsc, whose product is annotated as cathepsin C. Gene Ontology annotation, cellular component: lysosome. Gene Ontology annotation, molecular function: cysteine-type endopeptidase activity. The record is from RefSeq and is a predicted model, not a curated record. Lineage: Eukaryota; Metazoa; Chordata; Actinopteri; Perciformes; Percidae. The transcript has 8 exons. The coding region runs from base 454 to 1824 and encodes 456 amino acids.